Molecule: messenger RNA, 3302 nt
Organism: Ixodes scapularis (black-legged tick)
Lineage: Eukaryota; Metazoa; Arthropoda; Arachnida; Ixodida; Ixodidae
Gene: NSD
Product: histone-lysine N-methyltransferase NSD2
Biological process (GO): regulation of DNA-templated transcription
Cellular component (GO): nucleus; chromatin
Molecular function (GO): histone H3K36 methyltransferase activity; protein binding
Source: RefSeq, a predicted model, not a curated record
UGUAUGGACAGCAUAUGACGCUUAACACACCAGUCGGCUCUAGGAGACGCAAAGCGAACGCGACGCCGGUCGAACGCAACGAAUGGCUGAAGAAACCAGCUAGAAGCGCUGAAACCAAACAGCCAGUGGCCUCUGGUCGACGAGAGCACUACCAGACAGACGCAAGGCAACGCACGACACGGUAAAAGGAAAGUGAACCGCGUGUGCUAAAAACGCAAAGAUGUUCGUGGUGGUAGGCAAUUCAUACGCAACAGAACGCGACGAGCACAGGCGGCAUGGCGACAACACACACCAGCGCGGACACCGCCGGGCACCCCAAACCUCACCAUCACACACAGGCUACGACCGACCAGCAACCAACGUCUCAAAAAAUGCAGUCGGCGCCUCGGCCGCCUCGGCCCUCGGCGCGGCGGCAUCAAAACGAAACGUGUUUACGUCAAAAUAACAGCAAAUAUAAUUUUAAACCGUGACGUCAUUGGCUCUAUCGAGUUCAGCCGUUAGGGGAAACACUUCAUUGCAGUAGUAUAUAAUUUUUAUUCCUAGAUGUCCCUUUUUUUUUCAUUCACGCUUUACGUCUUGUUUUUGUUUUAAUAAAUUUCACCUUUUCGUGCAUAUAUUUAACUAUAGCCAUAAGACAACACCGGACAGGAUCCUAGCCAAAUGCCUAGCCCUUUUCCACCAAUGAAAAGCGUCGUUUUUCGCGCGAUUUCGUUGGGAAGGUGCUGCUGCUGCUGGGUGCCGGUGUCUUCGUGUUCGUACCAUUCGUGUUACAGGCUGAAAUCGUUGUACGAGUAGCCUCCAAUCAGCCGUCUCAAAGUCUUUAAAAGCGUUGGGUGGCCUCAGCGCGCCAACCGAAUGUGUCAGGUCGGUUGAAUACGUCGUUAACGGUGCUGUCCUCUUUUAGAGUGGUUACGACCGGUAAUCGUGGCGCAAAAUGUCAAUGAAUGGUCUUUUAGACUUCGGGGACAUGCCGGAUGGCGACGGCGAUUGCCCAACCAAACUUAGCAAUCCAGAUGACGAGGUGCACGUAAAUGGGACAGCUUCGUCCGACGGGAUGGGACGAAGUCGCUUUGGUCGGCUGCGCAAGCCUAAUCAAGUGAGUGACAUGGAGUUUACACCUCUGGUUCGGGUUCGUCCGCCCCACUCCUUGAACAAGGUCCGGAAAACAAAGACCAAGCCACUCGCAGCUGCGCCCUGUUAUCUGGUGGGCGACUUGCUCUGGUCCAAGGUAGGCGGUCACCCGUUUUGGCCGUGUAUGGUCUCCUUCGACCCCUUGUCCGGUAUCUACACGAAGACAGUGCGCCAGCAGCACCGCCUGUAUCACGUCCAGUACUUCGGAGACGACGCGCAGCACGGGUGGACCCAACCCGGUCGGAUCAUGCCCUACGAGGGCCUGGCCAAGUUCGUGGCCAUGGGCAACCUCGAGCGCGCUCCGUACAACGUUCCCGAUCGGAAGCGGGACGCUUGGCGCGUUGCCGUCCAAGAGGCUACGGACGCCCUGGAGUUGACACGCUCUGAGCGCAAACACAAGCUCACGUUCGAGUACUACGACUCGCGGAGCAAGGGCGCCAAGAGCAAGACUUCCGAGGUGGGACCAUUGCAGGAGAACAGUGCCGUUGAGAAGCCCCCCACCAAGGAAGAGGUAUGCACGGUCUGCGAGAAGAUGGGAGCGACGCUCUUUUGCACGGGGCCUUGCAAGCUCGCCUUCCACGCCGAUUGCCUGGGCGUCUCGCACGUGCCUCGCGCCUUCGUCUGCGACGAGUGCACCACGGGUGAGCACCUAUGCCUCGUGUGCAAAGACCUGGGAGAGACGGAGAAGUGUUCGUUGGAGAGCUGCGGCUGCUUCUACCACAAGAAGUGCCUGGCAAAGCUGCCCCUGCCGCUCAAGCAGGACCCCUUCGUCUGCCCAAGGCACUUUUGCCUCGGCUGCUUCCAGGAGAAGCCUACCACUCUCAAUGCCAAAGGACGCCUGCUGCGCUGCGUGCGGUGCCCUUCGGCCUUCCACGUGGGCUGCCUGGCGGCAGGCUCGUACCGCCUGGGGCCCACGGCCGUGGUGUGCCCACAGCAUGGUGCCGAGCUUGGGCCCAGCAUCAAUGUCAACUGGUGCUUCGUCUGCUCGACGGGGGGCCACCUCCUCUGCUGCGAGGGCUGUCCGGCUGCCUUCCACCAGAGCUGCCUGGGCCUCAAAGCAGCCCCCAAAGGGCCCUUCUUGUGCAGUGACUGCAGCGCGCUCAAGCACCCUAAGUAUGGCCACAUCAUUUGGGUCAAGCUGGGCUGCUACCGCUGGUGGCCCGCCCAGGUGUGUAGCCCUGCAGAGGUGCCGGUCAAUAUCGCCGAGCUCAAGCACCGACCGGUCGGGGAGUUUGCGGUGCGCUUCUACGGCUCGCACGACUACUACUGGACCAACCGUGGGCACGUGUUCCUCUUUGAGGAGGGCGAUCGCGGUAGUCUGACGUCGAGCAGCAAGAGCCUGUCGCGGUUAUUUGAGACGGCCCUGGAGGAGGCGACGGCGGCGUGGGAGCAGCAGCGCCGGGCCAGGGACCAGUCAGCCAAGCCGGCGCCCUUCCGCAUGAUCCGGGUCAACCGGCCCGUGGGGCAGGUGGCGGUGCCGGCACUGGACCUGCGCACGGUGUCGGUUUGUGUCUGCACCGCCCAGGAUCCAUGCCAGGCAGACUGCCUCAACCGCCUGCUGCUGUACGAGUGCCGCCCGGACCUGUGCCCCGCCGGCGAACACUGCAAAAACCAGCACUUUUUGCGGCGCGAGUACGCCCAGGUGACGGUGAUACGGGCCGAGGGAAGGGGCUGGGGCCUGCGCACCGACCAGGCCCUGACUGCGGGCGACUUCGUCAUGGAGUACGUCGGGGAGAUCAUCAACGAGCAGGAGUGCGAGCGCCGCCUGUCUCGGCUUCAUCUGGAGCACAGCAGCAACUUCUACUUCCUCACCCUGGACAGGGACCGCAUCAUUGACGCGGGACCACGGGGAAACCUGUCGCGCUUCAUGAACCACUCCUGCGAUCCAAACUGCGAGACCCAGAAGUGGACUGUCAACGGGGACACCCGUGUCGGCAUCUUUGCCAUCCGAGACAUCGCACCAGGCACGGAGCUCACCUUCAACUACAACCUUGACUGCCGGGGCAACGAGAGGAUCAAGUGCGCCUGUGGGGCCAGCAACUGCAGUGGCUACAUGGGAUUGCCAGCACCGCGACCCACCGAGGGUGAGCGCAAGGCCAAGCGGCGCAAGUAACAUCGUGGAAUGAAUCAGAAGGGCAAUAAAUAAUGUGCAUGCUGUUUUGCGACGUUCA